This is a messenger RNA of Symbiodinium sp. CCMP2592, 3780 nucleotides long. Lineage: Eukaryota; Dinophyceae; Suessiales; Symbiodiniaceae. The record is from the annotation of a GenBank genome assembly.
AUGUUUGAGCAGUUGGUAGGACAACAGCGUAUGGAUCUGCUUGAAGUUAUGUGCGAGCCAGACAGCCUGUUGACAGCCACCUUCCAGAGGAGAACGGGCCGAAGUGACAGCGCUUGUAGAUGCUCGUUGUGGUGUGGUCAUGACCUAUCAACCCCAGGGGGCCUUGCGGUGACUCUGGAGCAGAUUCGUACCCUUAAACCGCGACAUGUUUGGUUAUCACCUCCUAGUGGACCGUUUUCGCCUCUUCAGAGCAUCAACCAACGGACCCCAUCCCAGAUUCAGGAACUCAAGGCUAAGAGAGCCAAUGCCACACGGAUCUAUGAGAGCACAUUGGAAAUAGCCAAGGUGUGCAUGCAGAUGGGCAUUCAUGUUUCAGUGGAGAUUUCGGAAAGGUCCGAGGCCUGGAGGCUCCCGGUUCUUCAGAAGUUGCGGUUCAACAUGGGGCUCCAUACUUGUACCGUUAAGGGCUGUGCUGUUGGACUUGUGGGUCAAGACGGACAGUUGAUGCAGAAGGGAUGGCGAGGAGACAGAUGGGUUGUGACGGUGUUCGUGAGUCGAGGCUUUCAACAUGUUGGUUCGGAAGAGGUUCAGGCCCUGAGGUCCCUGGGAUUUCCGGUUCCGAAGAUUGAUCAUGAGGCCUAUCCAGCUACUCAGCCGCUUCCCCCAAAGUUCACGACGGUGAGUGCUGAUAUCGGACACUGGGUGCACCCUCAAACUGAGGAAAGCGUUUACUUCAUGGUGAUUAUAGACGAAGGCUCGAGAUUCAGAACUACGCGUAUUCUCACUAGAGGCCCACGUCAGGCUCCGAAUGCCCAACAUUGUUUACAAUACCUUCAAGAAGGCUGGGUUCAGUACUUCGGGUACCCCAAGUGCUUGCGAUUGGACCCCGCGGGUGCUUUCCGGAGUCAAGCUGUAGAGGAUUGGUGUGAUCGCCACAGUGUGUUCCUGGACAUUGUGCCCGGGGAGGCACAUUGGAAGAUAGGAGCAUGCGAAAAUGCCGUCCAUGGCGUCAAGGAGGUGAUGCAAAAGCUAUGCCAGUAUGAUCCAGAGUUGAACGUGGAACAGGCCUUGUCCGAGGCCACUACGUGCUUUAACCAUAAGGAGAUCAUACGUGGUUUUUCUCCUGCGCAACAUGUUCUUGGCCAGGCUCCAGAUGAGACGGGCAGAUACCUGUCAGCGAGCCAGGGCUUACCCCCAGAUCUGCUCUGCGAGAACAGCCAAGGCGAGUUUGCACGGGCGGCUAAUCUACGAAGUGAGGCCGAGAAGGCUUUGAGCGAGUGGCAAGCCAAGCAGCGCAUCAUGAGGGCCCAGCACUCAAGGCAUAGGCCAUGCUAUGAUUACCAGCCUGGGGAGCUUGUUUUCUAUUGGCGGUGCCAAGAUGCCAACAAAGGGCGCCGCCAACCUGGCGGCAAGCAUGGCCGGUUUCUGGGGCCAGCCAGGAUACUGGCGACGGAAUCCCGUCGCGAUGAGUCUGGGAACCUACGCCCCGGAGGGGCAGUGUGGCUGGUGAAAGGCCGAAGCUUGUUAAAGUGCAGUCCAGAACAACUACGGCGAGCUUCGGAGCGAGAAGAGUUACUGGAGGCCAUGGUGUCCCCAGCAGAUCUCAAGGUCCCUUGGACCUACCACAUGGUGGCAGAGCAGAUAGGUCCGCUACGAGGACAUCUCCGGUUUGGACGCGGCACCAAGAGAGCUGGCGAUCAGCCGGCCCAACAGGAGCCCAUGGACGACGACCCCCUGGACCUCGACCUCGAGGCCGAACCGGAACCACAAGGAGACCGUGAGAGGUCUCGUAGCCCACGUGGCGGUGCAAGUGGACCUUCUGGUGCCGAUGCCGCGGCCUGGUACACCGAAGUCAAGGACCAAUCUUGGCCAGAGACCGCGAGCGCCUACUGGUCGGACCAUCAGGCGGCGGUGGCAAUCGAGAUCGCCAUGCCUAACAGCCGUCGAGGUUGCGAGCGAGCUUGGAACAACCUGGGUGGCUACUUUGUAGGCAGCAUGCGGCGGCGAGCCGUAGAGCUGUCUGAGAAGCGGAUGACAGCAGAAGACCUGGAGGCCUUCCGAGGGGCGAAGGCGAUUGAAGUCAAGAACUUCAUCGCCUCUCAGGCGUUCGAAGUGUUGCCGGAGCAUCUCCGGCCGGACCGCAGCCAGGCUAUUGAGAUGCGAUGGAUCCUGACUUGGAAGCUGCGAGAGGACGGCUCUCGCAAACCGAAGGCGAGGGCAGUGCUGCUAGGCUACCAAGAUGGCGGAUACGAACAUCGUGCUACCACUUCUCCGGUCAUGACGAGGCAGACCAGGCAACUCUUGUUGCAGAUGGCCGCAUGGAAAAAGUGGAAGGUCAAGAAGGGGGACGUGACAGGAGCGUUUCUCCAAUCAAGGGCCUAUCCCGACAAACUUUAUUGUGUGCCAUGUCCUGAAAUAUGCGAGGCCCUGGGAAUCCCGCCAAACAGCGUGACAAAAGUACAGAAAGCUUGCUACGGCUUAGUUGAUGCUCCAUUGGAAUGGUACAGGUCAGUUGAUGAGUUUUUGCGGCAACUAGGCUUUGAGCGUCUGUGGUCAGACUCAUGCUGUUGGGUACUGCGCGAAAAAGGGGUUCUGAGAGGAAUCAUCAGUGGUCACGUGGGUGAUUUUCUGUUCGGAGGCCAGGCCGGUGAUGAACUGUGGGAGUCGAAGUUAAGGGCCAUCAAGGAGCACUUCAAGUGGGGUGAUUGGGAAGAAGGGAAGUUCACUCAGUGCGGAGUUGUGAUAGAACAGACGGAGUCAGGGUUCGAGUUGUCUCAACCAAGCUACUUAGAGAACCUGAGCGAGAUAGGAGUGAACGCUUCUAGAAGAAAGAACUCCCAGGACCCUACGAGCGAUCGAGAGAAAUCUCAACUGCGCGCCUUGCUAGGAGGUUUGAGUUGGCACGCCCAGCAGGUCGCUCCUUACCUCGCGGCCGAAGUAGGGUUGCUCUUAACCGAGGUAACGAAGAGCUGCGUGGACACGAUGAUCCGGGCGAACACUUUGCUCGCCCACGCGAAGCUCAAGCAGAGCUACAAGAUGAAGAUCCAUGCCCUGCCCUACGACUCCAAGGUGAUGUUUGUGGCCUGGGUGGACGCUGCCAAUAGCAACCGCAUCGACGGGGGUUCGACCCAGGGCAUCUUCGUGGGAGCAACCACCGAGAACAUCAUGCAGGGCGAUGUGUGCGAUGUGAGUCCUGUGAGUUGGCACUCACAGAAAAUCGAUCGGAGCUGCAGGUCGCCUGGCGCAGCAGAGGCACAGGCGGCAGUGAAUGGAGAGGACCAGCUCUUCUCUACCAGAUUCCAAUGGAGCGAAAUGCUUCAUGGGCGGCCUGACUUACACAGGCCAGACGAGACCGUGAAGCUGACAGCAGGAACGGUUGUCACUGACAGCCGUAAUGUCUACGACAAGCUGGAGACCGAGGUGAUGGUGAUCAAGGGAGCAGAAAAGAGGACGAGCAUCGAGAUGCUGGCCUUGAAAGAAGCUCAGGCUUGCACAAACGUGCAGGUGAGAUGGGUGCAUAGUGAGGCACAACUGGCCAACACGCUCACGAAGAGCGGAGGCCAACGCGAGUACGACCUCUACUACCGUAUGGGUCACAAGUGGCGGCUGGUGGAGGACGAAUCUAUGAUGUCGGCACGGCGGAGGAAGGAACUAGGAUUGCUACCGCUCGAGCAGCCUAGCAAGAGAUCUAAAGUUAAGAGUUGCGAUCUGGGGAGUGAUCAAGCAGCUUCGGAGCCUAAGAGCUCCACCAAUCUUCUCCAAGAGGAGAGGGGGGCAUGA